AUUAAAACGCAUUGCUGCGCUUCGUGGUAUUAAAAUGUUUUAUGUGAUAUCCGACCAAACUUAAUUUAACCGCCAAUAUCAAAAUUAUGUUUACGAAAUAAAGUAAACAUAUUCUUAAGUCACUAUAAUUGUAGAAAAAAUGGAGCAAGUGGUAGUGAAAACUGAGGUGCAAGCUGAUGGGGAAAUAUUCUUAUUCUAUGUUCAUGAUGGUGAACAAACAGCUGUGACAAUUAAUAAUGUAGAUGGUCCAGUUCAGCAGUAUGAUAACAGUAAUAAUUUAUAUGCAAUUGAAGGUACUAGUGAAGUUUAUUAUCCAGAACCUACACAAAUUGAAUUCAAAGAAAAGUGGCAUGAGGAAGAAACUAAGCGUCUGCUAAUGUUUUAUACCGAUAACAAGGAAACAUUCAUUAACGGUUCUGCUCAGAGGAAGCAUUUAUGGGCUGUAGCAUGCAAGAACAUGUUACCAGCCAAAACACCUACUGCAUGCGAUAUAAAAUUGCGAAAUUUAAAAAGGAAAUAUUCGCAAUUACUAUUGAAUCAGCAAAAAGGUGUCCACCUCAAGUGGCCACUCUAUGAUCUCUGUCAUUUAGCAUUUCAGGACGAUAGUUUUGUAAAGAUGGCUCUUGCUGAUAGUGUUUCUAACGAUGUUACGAUUGCCAAUAUCCCCGUCACGACUACUCCAGAAAAUAAUGGUGUUUAUGUCGUACAAAAUAUAACUUCACCUCGAUCUGUUGAUUCCCAAGUGGAGAUGAUGCUUCAAUUGUAUUUGAAGUACAAAAAAGACUUUGAGAAAGAAUAUUGGCGUAAAGAUUUGUGGGAACGAAUAGUCACUGAGAUGGGGGAAAAUGACCCAGAAUACUGGCAUAAACGCUUCUUAAACUACAAACAGCACUAUUUAAGGGUGCUUAGUAAGCGGUCCGAAAGUGGAGAAUAUAAUGUGAAUUGGCCUUACACGAAAUACUUUGAUGAAAUUUUUGCUGACAAUCCAGAAUUUCAACGUAAAUAUGGAGUAAACAAUACUGAGAGUACCACUGUUACUGUAAUUACUGAUAACCAAGUGGUUACAAAUUAUGAAGAUUGGAAUCAAACGGAGACAUUGGUACUUGCUAAGUAUCACUUUGAUUGUUUCGAUGAAUUUCAAGAUACUACUAUACCUAAUGACUUUUUAUGGACUGAAGUUGGCAGAUUGCUUGAUAAAAAACCCGAAAAAUGUAAAGAGAAGUUUGAGGAGCUUAAAUGUGCACAUCUAGAUAAAUAUAUAGAAGGCGGAUAUAAUUUACGUAAUCGAAUUCCAUUGGAUAUAGUAAUGGAUAAUAUUAUAUCUAAAGAAAUAGAUAUAGAGUUCUGUAAUAAUAAAAGACCUACGGAGACUUGGAAGGUAGAAGAAUUAGAUGAUUUGGUCAAUUUCUUUUAUGACAAUAUAGAAAUGUUUAAGGACCUCUUGUGUUAUUUUGUUUGCUGGGCAAGUAUUAGUAAGAAGUUAAAGAGAAGUGUGCUCAGCUGUAAGAAACAGUGGGAGGAGCUCACUAAUCUUUAUAAAAGUAUUCUAGAAGAUAAGAAAGAAAAUCCUGAUAUGCAAAUAAGUUGGAGGUAUAUAGAAUUGUUUGAUAGGAUAUUUGAUUACGGUAUGGAUGUCACACUUAUGGACGGUUACGAGAAACUUAGUGCAAUUCGCCAGAAAACGGAAUCAGAAAAAAUUGGAGUAAAGAAGAUCCACAUAGAUUUUGAUGCAGACAACCAGGAAAAUGUCACAGAUGAAGAAGAAUAUGACGAGAGGGGAUUCACUAAGCGUUCCAAACGAGGCAUUGGAGAUUCUAAAGCAUUUAAAAUUCUCGAAUAUUAUCAAAAAAAUAAAGAUAAAUUCUCCACGACACAACGUAAGAAACAGGUACUAUGGGAAAUUCUCGCGAAACAAAUUGGUAUAUCCGCAGAACAAUGUGCACAUAGGUUUAGGAACCUAAAACAGGUCUAUACAGGGUAUAUCCAGAGAGAGAUAGACAGACCAGAUAUGCCUAUCCUAUGGCCUUAUUACGCGUUAUCCAAAAAAGUCUUUGGCUAUAGAGCUAUAAAGUCCAAAUUGAAAAAUAACAAAUUUAACGCAGAAUCCGCCGCAGAAUGGACCGCGAAAGAGAUUAAGUUACUCAUAAACUAUUUCGGAAAGAAUUUCGAAAAUUUGUCUGAAAAUCUGGAAGACAAGUCGAAAUGGUCAGACCUGUCAAGUGCAACUGGGAAAUCUGAGAAUUCGUGCAUCCAGAAAUUUAUAGAAUUAAGAAAGUGUUACAGGAAACUUAAGACCAUGAGAGAAAACAAUCCACAAAUGAAGGUUUCAUGGAAAUACUAUACAUUGUUUGAUCAAAUUUACAGUUUCAAACAGGAUAAUAAAGAUACAAUACAGGAAAUAGAGAUAUUAGAUCCGAAUGAUUCACAAGAUGAAGAAGAUUAUCAGUGCAUAAUUGUGAUGCCAGAAGGGCAGGAGGUUACUGAUAUUCAGGUGGAGAAUGCAGAAAUUGUUAUUCAAGAACCAGACGAAGAUGUCCAGAUGGAAUCCAUAGUAGAAAACAUUGAAACUAAGCCCCAAUCUCUGAAAUGGACAAAACGAACCAAGAAAAGGUUACUUAUUAUAUAUUUAAAUUACUUAAGAGCUCAUAAAGGAAAGGAGAUUAACUCAUCAGAAAUGUGGAAGGAAAUAGCGUCUAAACUUCCCAACAAGACUCCUCUGUCGUGUAGAAAAAUGUUUGCCAGACUCAAAAAUAAUCAAACUGUUUCUACAGAUGAUGCCAAUAAAAAGAAAACCCCAUAUUACACUUUACUUGAAAAGAUAUUAAAACUCAAGCCGAAAUUUGUUAAAAGUAGUCAAAAAACUGCCAACAAUGGCAAGAAUUAUAAAGACGUACAAUUACCUACAACAAAAGUGGAAAAAGCUUUACAAUAUUAUUUAAUGCAUAUAGAGGAAUUCAUGAACCCAAAAUACGAAAAGAAAUUUCUGUGGACCGAAUUGGCUAAUUUCGUGUCAGAACCAUUGAUAAAAGUAUUUAAUAAAGUAAACUAUUUGAAAUUGUCUUAUAACAUCGAAAGUGAUGAGGUGGCAGGUGAGAAGAGUAUCUUUGGUAUACUUCUAAAAGAAAUUUUAAUGAAAGAAACCAUACUUAAAGAUUCAUUGGAGAAUAAAGCGAAACCUAUUGAAGAUACUGGAGAGGUUACGUGGACUGAUGAAGAAGUGGAGCAGCUGCUGACAUGGUAUUUGGCUAAUUUGGAACAGUUCAAAAACCCUAAAUAUGUUCGCAAAUAUCUCUGGAUAGAAGCAUCAAAUAUACUUCAGAAAAGUCCUUUGUCCUGCUCGAAGAAGAUGUCGGAAAUUAGAACGCAAUACAGAAAUAUGAUGAAGGAUAGUGCUGAAGAGUUAAACAACUGGAGGUUCUAUUGUCUUUGCCAAAAGAUUUAUGGAACAGGAAAGAAAACUGAGUUAGAUGGUAAUUAAGUUUUCUUGUGAUAUUUAUUCCAAUGGCUAUAUUUUUUAAUAUUAGGUUUAUUAAUGGGAAUUUAUAAAUCGCUUACACCAGAACAAAAGCAAUAACGUCAUUAUACUUUACAUGUUUUACCUGUAAUUCAUUCUUAUGAGGUUUAAAUGUUUAAUACAUGCUAGAU
Messenger RNA from Achroia grisella, 3645 nucleotides. RefSeq lists its product as uncharacterized. The coding region runs from base 140 to 3478 and encodes 1112 amino acids. Lineage: Eukaryota; Metazoa; Arthropoda; Insecta; Lepidoptera; Pyralidae. The record is from RefSeq and is a predicted model, not a curated record. The transcript is spliced from 5 exons.